Molecule: messenger RNA, 2537 nt
Organism: Solanum verrucosum
Lineage: Eukaryota; Viridiplantae; Streptophyta; Magnoliopsida; Solanales; Solanaceae
Product: pentatricopeptide repeat-containing protein At1g79540
Exons: 1
Coding region: 1-2328 (775 amino acids)
Molecular function (GO): protein binding
Source: RefSeq, a predicted model, not a curated record
AUGAAACUCUUACAUUCUCCAGUCUUUCGUUCAGUCUAUUCGAAAUCAUUUUCUACGUCCCGGGAAAUGGCGGUAUCCAACGAGGUCCUAAACAUCAUCGAAAGAGUGGAUCCACUGGAACCAGCACUUGACAAACUAGUUCGUUUCCUGUGUCCUAAUAUUAUAUCUUUUAUUCUUGAAGAAAAACGAAAGAAUCCUGAACUGAGUUUUCGAUUUUUCAUCUGGGCUGCAAAACGAAAGCGAUUUCAGAGCUGGGUUCCGAAAAAUUUAAUCGGCGAUAUGCUUGCAAAAGAUGGUGGUUUCGAUUUAUACUGGCAUGUUCUAGAUAAACUUAAGAUUUCCGGUAUACCCAUAGCUUCUAACGCUUUUGCAGCUUUGAUUUGGGGUUAUUGGAAGGUAAAUAAGGCAGAAAAGGCUGUUGAGGCUUUUGGUAGAAUGAAAGAUUUUGAUUGUAAACCUAAUAUAUAUACCUACAAUAUGAUUCUUCAUAUUGCGGUUCAAAAAGAUGCUAUUUUGUUAGCUUUAGCCGUGUAUAAUGUGAUGUUGAAGUUGAAUUCGCAGCCCAAUAGUUCUACUUUUAGCAUUUUGAUUGAUGGGUUGUGUAAGAGUGGCAGGACUCAUGAUGCUCUCGCACUAUUUGAUGAAAUGACUGAAAGAGGUGUAUUGCCUAGUAAGAUUACCUAUACGGUUAUUUUAUCAGGGUUAUGUCAGGCUAAGAGAACUGAUGAUGCAUAUAGGCUGCUUAAUGUGAUGAAGACCAGAGGAUGUAGGCCGGAUUUUGUUACUUACAAUGCCUUGCUUAAUGGAUUUUGUAAACUAGGUAGGGUUGAUGAAACACAUGCACUUCUUAGGUCUUUCGAAAAUGAAGGUUAUCUUAUGGAUAUAAAGGGAUAUACAUGUCUGAUUGAUGGUUUUGUUAGAACCAAGAGAAUUGAUGAAGCACAAUCUGUCUUUAAAAAAUUGUUCGAAAAGAAUGUGGUUCCUGAUGUUGUAUUGUACACAACUAUGAUUCGGGGUUUAUCCGGUGCAGGUAGGGUGAAAGAGGCAUUGAGUUUGUUAAGAGAUAUGACAGGGAGAGGUGUGCAACCAGACACGCAGUGUUAUAAUACUCUGAUCAAGGGCUUUUGUGAUAUGGGCAUCUUAGACCAAGCUCGUUCACUUCAGCUAGAAAUAUCAGAAAAUGAUUGCUUCCCAGACACCUAUACUUACUCUAUUGUUAUUUGUGGAAUGUGCAGAAAUGGCCUUGUGGAGGAGGCUAGGCAUAUUUUCAAUGAGAUGGAGAAGCUAGGAUGUUUUCCUUCUGUUGUAACUUUCAAUACUCUCAUUGAUGGUCUUUGUAAGGCCGGUGAGCUUGCGGAGGCUCAUCUAAUGUUUUACAAAAUGGAGAUAGGUAAAAACCCUUCGUUGUUUCUUCGUCUCUCUCAAGGUGCUGAUAGAGUCCUUGACAGUGUAAGCCUGCAAAAAAUGAUUGAGAAAUUGUGUGAAACAGGUAAGAUCCUUAAAGCUUACAAGCUUCUUAUGCAGUUGGCUGAUUGUGGAUUUGUACCAAAUAUAGUUACGUAUAAUAUUUUGAUCAAUGGAUUAUGCAAAUCAGGAAUAAUUAAUGGUGCUUUAAAGCUUUUUCAAGAGCUUCAAGUCAAGGGGCAUUUCCCCGAUUCAAUUACAUAUGGGACACUUAUUGAUGGUCUCCAAAGGGUUGGCAGGGUAGAUGAAUCUUUUAAACUCUUUGACCAAAUGAGCAAGAAUGGCUGCAUGCCGAGUGCAGAGGUCUACAAGUCCCUUAUGACUUGGUCCUGUAGGAGGGGACAGAUCUCUAUUGCGUUUAGCCUUUGGUUUCAGUAUUUGAGAAACCAUGCUGUUCGAGAUGGCGAAGCGAUAGGAUUAAUUGAGAAACACUUAGAGAAAGGUGAUCUGGAAAAAGUAGUUAGAGGGUUGCUUGAGAUUGACCUAAAAAGGGUAGACUUUGAUUCAUCACCUUACAACAUUUGGUUGAUUGGGAUGUGUCAGGAAUGCAAGCCACACGAGGCUUUGAAGAUUUUUUCCUUACUUGUGGAGUUUCAUGUCAUGGUUUCAGCCCCAAGUUGUGUAAUGUUGAUUCAUAGUCUUUGUGAGGAAGGAAACUUGGAUCAAGCAGUUGAGGUCUUCCUAUAUACUUUGGAGAGAGGUGUCCGCUUGAUGCCACAAAUUUGCAACAAAUUGCUUCAGUCCCUUCUCCGUUCUCAAGAUAAAGCACAGCAUGCUUUUGGUCUCUUGGAAAGAAUGAGAUCUACGGGCUACAACUUAGAUGACUAUCUUCAUCGUGGUACAAGAUCUCUUUUUCGGCAAUGAAACGGGAGGGGAACAGAGAAUCUAUCACAUGGAUAAUGUUGCUUCUCAGUUUUAUCAGGAGAAUCCAUCACAUUGAUAAGGUCACAUGGACAUUGCCAAUGGAAAUAAAAUCUCUGGAAAUUCUUCUGUUGGGGUUCAUGGUAGCCUAUAUGCUGAUCUUAAGGACAUCCUUGAGACAUGGAGGCUAAAGAUACCAAAUGAGUGGGAUA